AUGUCCACUCAGCGCGCAGAUCUAGCGUGCCGGAUCUUCCCGGAACCCGAUGGCUCCGAAAUCGACCACUUCGACCGCCUCCCUGACUCCCUCCUCCUCCUCGUUUUCAACAAGAUCGGCGACGUCAAAGCCCUAGGCCGCUGCUGCGUUGUUUCGCGCCGCUUCCACUCUCUUGUCCCCCAGGUCGAGAACGUCGUCGUCCGCGUAGACUGCGUCAUAUCCGACGAUGACUCCUCUUCCUCCGCCGCCGCCUCCGACAAGUCCCGCGGCCCCUUCUGGAACCUCCUCCGCCUCGUCUUUGGCGGCAUCGUCAAGCCCAUCCAAACCAUCGGCCAGUUCCUCGGUCCUAAACGCCCCUCCUCCUCUUCCUCCUCCCCAUCCCCUUCCUCCUCCCUCGCCGUCGGAACUGACGAUGACUCCGACGCCGGCGUCACCCACCACUCCCCUACUCAGGUCCUCAAAAAUUUCAACGAGAUUCGCUUCCUCCGGAUCGAGCUCCCCAGCGGCGAGCUCGGCAUCGAAGACGGCGUCCUCCUCAAGUGGCGCGCCGAUUUCGGAUCAACCCUUGACAAUUGCGUCAUCCUCGGGGCCUCCUCUGUAUUCCACCCCAAAGACCUCACCGACAACGCCUCCACCGCCACCACAACUAAUUGCACCGACGACAAUGGAAGCAUACCCGACUCAUUCUACACCAACGGCGGCCUCAAACUACGCGUGGUUUGGACCAUAAGCUCCCUGAUCGCCGCCUCCGCUAGGCAUUAUCUUCUGCAGCCGAUAAUUUCAGAGCAUGGGACACUUGACAAUUUAGUCUUGACCGACGCUGAUGGGCAGGGAGUGUUGUACAUGAAUCGGGACCAGCUUGAGGAGCUGAGGGUGAAGCCCCUUUCGGCGUCUUCGGCGUCGAAGAGGACUCUCGUUCCGGCGCUCAACAUGAGGCUGUGGUACGCGCCGCACCUGGAGUUGCCCGAUGGGGUUGUGUUGAAGGGUGCCACGCUUGUUGCCAUUAGGCCCAGUGAACAAUCUCCCAACGCUGCCAAGAAGGAGGCUUCCGAUUUGUCUUGGGUUUCCACGGCGUUUGAGGAGCCUUAUAGGACCGCUGCUACAAUGCUUGUCAAGAGGAGGACUUAUUGCCUUGAGAUGAACUCGUUCUGA
Sphenostylis stenocarpa is the source of this 1152-nucleotide messenger RNA. Lineage: Eukaryota; Viridiplantae; Streptophyta; Magnoliopsida; Fabales; Fabaceae. The record is from the annotation of a GenBank genome assembly.